GCUUUAACUCCCUCGAAAGAUGGCCAAAUCGAAGAACCACACCAACCACAACCAAUCCCACAAGAACCACCGCAAUGGGAUCAAGCGGGCGGUGCCGCUCUUCCUGCACAACUCCAAGCGCGGUGGGUGGCUGCCCGCGCUCGUGAACAGCCGCCGCGUGCGGAAGAACAACCAGAAGGAGGCCAUCAAACGCCGCCGCGAGCGGAUUGCGCAAUUCCAGGCAAAGCAGAACUAAACGGAAUGUUUUUUUCUGUCCGAAUUCUUGCGUGGAAUCAGCAAAAAAAAAUGGAAACCUCCGCUAGGCUUGAUAAGAAGGCAGACGAAUGGAAGAGGAAGUGAUGCAAAGCAACACAUUUUUUAUUGUUAUUUACCAAAGCAUUCGACGAGUCGCACUUAGCCACUCCUAGAUCUACUUUGCU
Messenger RNA from Phytomonas sp. EM1, 419 nucleotides. The record is from the annotation of a GenBank genome assembly. Lineage: Eukaryota; Euglenozoa; Kinetoplastea; Trypanosomatida; Trypanosomatidae.